CUACUCUCCAAACACCGCACUCGCAAAACCUACAGCGCCAUCGCCAAUACAUCACCAUGGAUCGGUUAACCAGAAUGCUUGCCGCCGCCCAAGGUGGCAUGGGCGGUAUGGGAGGACCCCAAGGCGACACCAACCUGAUCGACAACUCGGAAACUGUCUACAUCUCAUCGCUGGCACUGCUCAAGAUGCUGCGACACGGUCGGGCCGGUGUGCCCAUGGAAGUCAUGGGUCUGAUGCUGGGCGAGUUUGUGGAUGAUUACACAGUACGGGUGGUGGAUGUCUUCGCUAUGCCGCAGUCAGGAACCGGUGUCUCUGUCGAGGCUGUAGACCCCGUCUUCCAAACCAAAAUGAUGGACAUGUUGAGACAAACAGGAAGGCAAGAGACCGUCGUCGGCUGGUACCACUCACAUCCUGGUUUCGGCUGCUGGCUGUCAUCGGUCGAUAUCAACACACAGCAGUCAUUCGAGCAGCUCACACCUCGCGCCGUCGCCGUCGUCGUUGACCCCAUCCAGUCGGUCAAGGGCAAAGUCGUCAUCGAUGCUUUCCGCCUCAUCAACCCCCAGGCUCUCAUGAUGGGCCACGAGCCCCGCCAGACCACCUCCAACGUUGGCCACCUCAACAAGCCAUCGAUCCAGGCGCUUAUCCAUGGCCUGAACCGCCACUACUACUCUAUCGGCAUCAACUACAGAAAGACUGCGUUGGAGGAGAACAUGCUGAUGAACCUUCACAAGCAUGUAUGGACAGAGGCCUUGCUCAUGGACGACUUCAAGGGUGAGGGCGAGCGGAAUACCGACAAGCUGCAGAAGCUCGUCACUCUGGCAGACGGUUACGAGAAGCGUGUCAAGGAGGAAACCGAGUUGACCAAGGAUCAAUUGAAGACACGAUACGUCGGAAAGGUCGAUCCAAAGAAGCACAUCUCGGACGUCGGCCAGCAGCUGAUCGAAGACAACAUCGUCUCCGUCUCACGGCAGAUGAUCGACAAGGAAGCCUCAGUACCCAAGUCCAACUCACGGCAAAACGGCAACGCGUCUAGUGGUGACGACGUGGAGAUGGAGGAGUAGCAUCACAUACCACAGCUCGGACGAGCCCUCUAGACUGGCAUGAGCAGCUAACUAAAUUUGCGCUCAAAGCAGACAUACGAUACAGUAAUGCAUAGAGUAUGAGACAACGAUAUUACACAAACAGCCCCUAUCCGUGGUGAAGCCUAUCUUUGAGUGAUCCAGAAUUGAAUGCUCACGAGGCAGGUACCAACACAAAGAUCUCGUGUUGGAUGGUCAAUCAUGUCAGAGCCAUGAUGUAGCACCAGGGACAAGUCGAGGUCAGCAAUCUUG
Molecule: messenger RNA, 1331 nt
Organism: Alternaria alternata
Lineage: Eukaryota; Fungi; Ascomycota; Dothideomycetes; Pleosporales; Pleosporaceae
Product: 26S proteasome-like protein regulatory subunit
Exons: 3
Coding region: 57-1061 (334 amino acids)
Biological process (GO): proteasome-mediated ubiquitin-dependent protein catabolic process; protein deubiquitination
Cellular component (GO): proteasome regulatory particle, lid subcomplex
Molecular function (GO): proteasome binding; protein binding; metallopeptidase activity
Source: RefSeq, a predicted model, not a curated record